GACCGCGUCCACUUCCUAUCAUCCAACAUCUCCAGUUCCUGUACAAAUCUCAAGACAACUGGUUUUGUCAUGAUUAAACUUUUAAAUGAAACGAUGAAUGAAAGGUGUCGUGCUUUUUUCAUUUGUAACGAAAUAGCCAGCUUAAGAGAAUAAAUACUACGUGGUGUGGAGUCAAACAACAACUAGAAACAUCUACCAAGAUAAGUGUUUCUUUAAUCCCUCCACAAAUCCCGGUGUGGCGAUGUCUUCCCCAAGAGAUGCUCAACGACGGCAACGGCGCAGGGAGCUGGACGCCAGGCGGAGCAAGUCGCGGGUUCGCCUGGGCGCGUGUCUGCAGAGCUGGGGUCAGCUGAAGGAGAGGCUCGGGUUCGCCCUCCAUUCGGAGCUCGCGCAGCAUCUGCUAGAGAGCUACUUCUCCAAGGCCUGUGUCAAGUGCUCUGUUGGGAGGGGUGAGGCAAAGGGGGUGAAGCCUGUGGUGACAUCAGAGGAAUCCCUCCAGUGCCUGGUGCUGCAGGUCCAUUGCCAUGGGCAACGGUGCCCCCUUCCUCCCAACCUACAGCCUGCUGGUGCUGUGGAGGGUCAGGCCGCUGGGGCGGGGCAGGCUGAGGGGGAGGGGCAGAGCAACAGACGCAAAAGAGAAGAGAAAAAAGGCAGGAAAGACGUUCGGCUGGAGAUGCGGCCUACGGAGGGGCGGGGAGAAUCAGGAGAGGGGGCUCAGUCAGAGCUCUGUCUGAGGUACGCCUGCCAAGGGGGGCACGUUUUGGCCUGGUGCCCCUCCAGGACUGGCCAAGAGGGGUGCGGGGCGGACGGGGGGAGGGCGGAGGAGCUCGCUGUCCCUGCUGGUGCGAGCCCAUCCAGAGAACGAGGGAGGAGGAGACCGAUGGAGGAGAAGAGAGAGAGCAGCAAGGAGGAAGCCUGCUUUUCAGGGAAGACCAGGAGGUGCAGCAAAGCAGGGUCUACAGAGGGGAGUCAACACGCGGAGGAGGAGCAGGAAGAGGAGGAGGAAGAGGGGGUACAGGAGGAGGAGAUAGUCACUGGGACUGAGACUGGAGAGAGCACCACACCAGGGAGUAUGUGUGUACAGGAAGUUGAGCCAGAGAUGGAGAGGGAUCAGGUAACAACAGAGUUUCCGCAGUCACGGGAAGAUUGUCAGCUCCCUGGUGAAGAAGAAAGAGAAGCAGGCAGCCCAGACGUGCAAACUGACAACAACUACAUUCCAUCCCCUUCACGGGCCAAUCCUGGCUGUCCCUCUUACAGCAGUGACAUAACUUCAGGCAAACCCACCAGGGAGGUCAAAAAGAAGCCAUAUUCUCCCCACGGUGACUCAACUGUAAUACGACAAAAGACCACUAGGGGGAAACAGAGGAAAGCAGUUCAGCCUGCACAAGCCAGAUCUAGUCCACGGAUAAGCAAGCAGGAAAACAAAAGAAGCACCGUACCAAAGAGGUUGGGAGACGAUGACAUUUCUCAGAUUAGCGGCAAAAGAAAAAGGUGCGUGCGCGACGCGAAAGCAACACCCAGAGAUAUUUUGCCAUGCGAGUUCGACGGCUGUGGAAAGAUAUUCUCAUCCCGGCAGUACCUCAAUCACCACAUGAAGUACCAGCACUUUCACCAGAAGACGUUCGCCUGCUCUCACCCCUCUUGCGGAAAGUCUUUCAAUUUCAAGAAGCACCUGAAGGAGCAUGAGAAACUACACAGCAACCAGAGAGACUACAUCUGUGAGUUCUGUGCCCGAGCUUUCCGGACCAGCAGCAACCUGAUCAUCCACCGCAGGAUCCACACCGGGGAGAAACCACUGCAGUGCGAGGUGUGCGGCUUCACCUGCCGCCAGAAGGCCUCGCUGAACUGGCACAUGCGCAAGCACGACGCCGAGAGCGGCUACCAGUUCCCCUGCGAGAUCUGCGGCCGCCGCUUCGAGAAGAGGGACAACGUGACCGCCCACCGCAGCAAGAGCCACCCGGACCACACCCCCGGCCCCGCCCCCGCCGCAAACCCGGCCGCCCCCGCCUCCGAAACUCCCUCCCCGCUCCCCGAGCGCUCGGCCCUGGCCUCGGACGACCCCGCCGACCCCGUGCACAGCGCCGACCUCGCGGGCCGGUCCAGCGACCCCGGCGACCUUUCUAUCGUGGUGAUGUGA
Anguilla rostrata (American eel) is the source of this 2137-nucleotide messenger RNA. RefSeq names its product zinc finger protein 692 (gene znf692). Gene Ontology annotation, cellular component: nucleus. NCBI's taxonomy places the organism in Eukaryota, Metazoa, Chordata, Actinopteri, Anguilliformes, Anguillidae. Gene Ontology annotation, biological process: regulation of transcription by RNA polymerase II. The transcript has 11 exons. The record is from RefSeq and is a predicted model, not a curated record. Bases 242 to 2137 code for a protein of 631 amino acids.